Molecule: messenger RNA, 4377 nt
Organism: Leptosia nina
Lineage: Eukaryota; Metazoa; Arthropoda; Insecta; Lepidoptera; Pieridae
Source: the annotation of a GenBank genome assembly
AUGCCUCUAUUGAAAAGAAAAGCCUUUGAGAAAUCGUCGGCGUCGGGGUACUUGCGCGACGACGAUGAAGUUUUCCACUGUGAGAUCACCGACGAGAUUUUCAAAGAUUAUGAGGAGUAUUGUGAAAGAAUUAUUCUCGUCAAUUCAAUGGUGUGGAGCUGUGAGAUGACUGGAAAGAAUAAUUUGACAUAUGCAGAGGCUCUAGAGAGUGAGAAGGCUGCAAGGAAGUCACUGAGGGACUUUCCAAUGGAGCUCCGUAUUCCCAUUCUGUACCUUGCAACAAAAACCAAUAGGAGUUCCUUUGCUGAGAUGUCAGAAGAUGUGUUUAACUAUGUGAGGGAGAGAUAUUUUGUUGGGGAGACUGUAGAGGCUUGUUUAGAAGGUGACAACUGGCGUGAAGCACAUAUUUUGUCUGUCACUUCUCAAAAACAACUCCCUGACAGUAAAACAAUGUUACCACCAUCUGCAUACUGCUAUGAAGUAGAGCAAUAUGAUGAAACUGAUUCUGCGGCCACUGGUCAAAUAGGAACAGCACCAUAUGAACGUAUAAGACGACGCAAAGGGAUAUACUCAAGAGAUAAAAACCGUCUCUUUCUUAAACAGUUUGUAGAAAUGGGCCCAGUUAUUUCUAUUAAGGCAUCAGCUAUAGAAAAAUACAACAUCAACAAAGUCCACUUUGACCAAAUAUUCACUGGCAGUCCUCCUAGUUUUCCCUCAUCAAAGAAGCUGCUAAUGUCACCACCAGCAUCAAGAAGUUUUUCAAAACCAGGAUCAGCUUCCAAACUCAAGUCUAUGAAGAGCCCACAUAAGGGACGCCAAGAAUCCAUGGACAAAUUUAUUAAGAAAACUGAUAAAACAGAAGCGUCAGUCACUAAAUCAAAACCGUCAAAUCCAGAUGCACGAAAGAGCGCCCAAGAGCUUGCGCAGAAAAUGCGCCAGGCCGAAGAACAGCUUCGUCAACGAAAGGAAGACGAAAAAGCUAGGAAAAAGGAGAAAAUGGCUCGCGUUAUGGCUUAUAUGAAAGAGUGGCAUAAGGUCAAAGAUGAUCUGGAGCUCGAAGAUCACAAGGUAUUACCAACGGGGACUCCAGUGAUAAUAGAAGGAAUUGAACAGAAACACAUCGGUGACUUUCUGUCUGUAUUGGAUUUUGUUCACAGCUACUCUGAAGUGCUUAAAACUAAAGACGUAUUUCAUAACGAACUCGACUGGGAGACAUUUCGUAAGGCCUUAACUGUCAAGGAGUCAGCUGGAUUAUUCAGUGACCUGAUACAAAUGUUUCUGAGUGCUAUAUUCUCCUUACAAGAAGAUGAAGCUGAAGAAUAUAAUGAAAAAGGCAGUAUUCAGGAAUCAAAAGCUGACAAGGACCCUGCAGAGACAGAAAUGGGAAUAAGUCGUGCUAUAGAGUUAGCCACUAGGGCAAGUAAAUGGGCACAGACAUACCUUGGAACUCCACUUAGCAAGCUACCUUUAGAUCCCUCUACUGUCAGUGAAGUUUUAAGACUUCAUUUGCUAUCAUCUGGAAGUACAGCCGGCAGCCGAUGUGUGGCGUGGCGUUAUCACCAACGCGGCGGUUACAGCUCCACCGACGACCCGGGCUUGCGUUUGCGCAUACAGCGGCCACGCCUACUUACACGCCUUACGGAGAAACACGUCGCUGAUUUACCAUUGGACGACAAAUUCGCGAUCCUACAGUGUCUAAUGAACCAGGUGUUGAGUUAUGCAACAGUUAGAGAUAUGGUGGAAGACAAGUUAGAGGAGUAUAAAAACCUCAAACAGGCUUAUCGGAUGCUACAGAUCAACGAACGUAAACGUGAGCCACAAUUGGCCACUGCUCGCAUGGAUUUACGGCGUGAAGCAGCGGCUAAGAAAGAACAAGAAAAGCUCUCUGGUGAAAAAGCGAGACAAGUCGACGAAGAAAUGAAAAAGGAAAUAGAGAAGAUAACAAAAGAGAGUGAGAAUAAAAAAGCUGAAUAUGAGAAGAAGUCGAAAGAAUUGCAAAUUCAACUGUUCGAGUUCACUCAUUAUUUGGGAACUGAUCGUGCCUUCCACCGAUACUGGGUAUCGCGGCGUGUUCCCGGUUUGUUUGUGGAGGCCGGCAAUGAGUGGCGAGGCACGUGUCGACAUAAACCUGUGCCUUUUCCUCAUCGAUCGCACAGUGAUUCCGGGGAUUUGGUCGCUUAUAUCACAGAGCUGUACCAUUCCGGUGCUAGAGAGAGAGAGGGCAGUGACAAAGAGAAUGAUUCAGGCUCCAACUCUCGCGGAAAUUCCCCUAAGAAGCCUUUACACGUUAAUGGAAUGAAUAAAAUGCUAUCUCCAGACAGUAUUCAACAGAUGAGAGAGCUCAUGGUCUGCACAGCUGAUCCAAACACGUGUUACGUACAUGGCAAGAGCGAACGACCUCAGUGGUGGGUUUAUACAAACGAAGCUCAAAUAGACGCCCUUAUAUCGUCUCUCAACAAACGAGGUAUUCGUGAAGCCGACUUGAAACAUACGCUGGAGUUAGAACGUACUUCGCUGGUCGAACACUUGCAUAAGUGUCCUUUCGCGAUCAAUGGCACCACACGUUCUCAGGUUUCUUUAAAUCCGCCAUCUACGCGUCGGCGUGCAAUCAGGCCUUCAUUAGUAAUUCCUCCUGAUUGCACACUGGAAGAUGCAUUAGAGCUGGCUCUAAGAGAUCAUAUUCUGGAGCUUGAGGAGAAAAUACACCACGGAUGUCUUGGUGCUCUCAAAGUUAAGGAUCGUGAAGCUUGGCGCGGCACAAUCAUGGUUAAAAGUUACGACAAGCAAGCCGAUUAUCUCUGCUGGGGACCCAAUAAAGUUUUUCGUGACGAUACACAUUUACCAGAUGGCAGACUUCGAAUACCAAACGGUAUGGGUACAGACGAUAAAGCAGAUGUGAAAGAAAUACCUGAAAAUAAAUACCGCGAUCCCGUUUAUUAUUUAGAAGCACCGAAACAGAACGGCAUUAAAAUUGAACCCGAAGAAAACGUAGACACAAAGACGACCGACGUGAGAAGUCUUGCGAGCGCUCUGCUGCAGGUGUCGCAAGGGAUACAUCACAAAUAUAUAAAGAGACCGCUAGGAUUGGACGACAAAGAGCGUAAAGACCGCGAAGCGAGAAACAAGCCAUGCGAUCUUGAAGCGCUAGAGAGAUGGGAAGUAUCUCUGAUGGAGUCUCGUAGUAUCGCAGCGUUAACCCUACAUCUGUUCGUGCUGGACGCGAGCGUAUGCUGGGGAGCAAGCGUUCUCCACGCUAGCUGCAAGCUUUGCCGCAGACGUACAGACCCAGAUAACAUGCUACUGUGUGAUGGCUGCAAUAAGGGACACCAUCUUUACUGCCUUAAACCCCAACUUACGAAAGUACCUGAUGGCGACUGGUUCUGUGAUCAAUGUAAACCGAAAGAGAAAACUCCAAGAAAAAGAAGGAAGCUGUAUAGAGAAGAAAGCAUUGAAGACGAGGAGGUGGAAGAUAGUGACGCAGACUUAUCCCUCGGAGUAUGCGCGUCUUGUGGAAGCGGCGGUGUACUAGCUGCUACAUGUGUAAACUGCUCAGGCCGAUACCAUAUGGAGUGUGCCCGGCCACCUGUCGCAAGAGCAGCACGUCGAUGGACCUGCGCCGAAUGCUUGGCCCCUCCACAAUCUAGGGACCCAGCGUUUCGACGUCGUUGCGCGACCGCCGCGAUGUCCUCCAUCCAGCAGUACGCGCGGAACUUGCACAAGCGAUCCUACUCCACGGACUCAGAAGAUAGUGAAUUUAAUACAGCUUUGGUGAAGUUGAAGGCGCGACGACCUCGAGGUAGUAAAGACCCUUCGCCAGUACCAAAUGGAAAAACUAGGAGAAGUCGAAAAUCAAAAGAAGAUUUCAAUAACAGUUUAAAUCUAAAACAAAAAACAUCGCUUACAAAUGGAGAUCAGGAGCGCAGUACUAAGAAGCGUAAAAGCAGAAAUGAAAGCAAACUUCAUAACGAAGAAUUCGAACAACUUUUAAAAGAUUCCCUCAAGCAUAAAGACAGCUGGCCCUUCUAUGAACCGGUUUCAACUGAAGAUGUUCCAGAUUAUCUAGAUGUAAUAACUACGCCCAUGGACCUGAAUACAGUGAAGAAUAAAUUGGAAAGUGGCCAGUACUCGAAAGAUGAAGAGGUGCUCUCUGACAUUGCGCUGGUAUUCCACAAUUGUUACACCUAUAACCAGGAAUCACAUCCUGUAGCCAAAGCUGGGUACCGAUUAGAGAAAUACAUUAUCAAACGGUGUCGGGAGCUUAAUCUUCCACCUUUACCUGAGAGCAAUCCCACUGACGACGAAGAUGAUGUCCCACUAAAGAGGAAUUUACCAGAAAGCGAUGAAGCUCCAUGGACGAAAAGAGCUAAGCUAGAGUGA